AUGCUUUCCCUACUUAGUCAACUGAAAAUAGGCAGAAGUGCUGCCUACAUCCUCAGGUAUCAAUGGCUAGAGUAUACCAAUGAUGAUGAGAGCCCAGAGAAAGUUUGCAACUGCUCAGCAAUCCUGCAGGGAGAGAAGGAGGCAUUGCAGCAAGCCAAAUUAUUUACCAUCAGCAUUGGUAAAUUUCAGAAGAGUAUUCAGAUUCCUGAUGAGUAUUAUAUUAAUGCAACCCAAGACUGCAGGAAAUUCAAAAUAACCAGGAAAUACAUAACAUUCCCGUUAAGCAAGGAAGAAGAGGACUUUUCCCUGGCUUACUCUAUGGUUGUCCAUCACAAGGUGCAGAACUUUGAGCGACUACUGCGAGCUAUCUACGCACCUCAAAAUAUUUAUUGUGUUCAUGUGGACAAAAAAGCACAGGCUUCAGUCUUUAUUGCCAUCAAUGCCAUUACUUCCUGUUUCCCAAAUGUGUUCAUGGUCAGUGAGGCUGUGGAUGUGGUCUACGCUGGAUGGACACGUGUACAGGCUGAUCUUAACUGUAUGGCUGAUCUCUAUAACACCAGUACAACAUGGAAAUACUUCAUCAACCUCUGUGGUCAGGAUUUCCCUCUAAAAACUAAUUUGGAAAUUGUGCAAGCUUUGCGUUCACUGAAAGGAGGUAACAGUUUGGAGUCGGAAGAAAUGCCUCAAGGAAAGAAGAAGAGGGUGAUGAAUGCUUACCAAGUAGUUAAUGGACAAAUCCAGCCAAUAGGAAAAACAAAGGAUCCAGCUCCCUUUAAUCUGCCCAUACUAUCAGGAAAUGCCUACAUUGUGGUCAACCGAGGUUACAUUCGCAGUGUGUUGGAAGACGAGCGAAUACAGGCCCUCACUGAGUGGGCCAAAGACACCUACAGUCCUGAUGAGUUUCUGUGGGCAACAAUACAACGAAUACCUGGUGUUCCUGGCUCAUCGUGGCCCAACAGUAAAUUCGAUAUUACUGACAUGCAUGCAAUUGCACGGCUCGUGAAGUGGCAGUGGCACGAGGGGUCAGAGGGUUCCUUGCAAGCAGUAUACCCAGAAUGUAAAGGCCACCACAUUAGAUCAAUGUGUGUGUAUGGUGCUGGAGACCUGCAGUGGUUGAUUGAACAGCAUCACCUUUUUGCCAAUAAGUUUGAUGCAGACAGAGAUCCCAUUGCUAUCUACUGCUUGGAGAAAUAUCUGAGACACAAGGCACUGACUGAGUUAGUUUAG
Messenger RNA from Neolamprologus brichardi, 1227 nucleotides. RefSeq names its product beta-1,3-galactosyl-O-glycosyl-glycoprotein beta-1,6-N-acetylglucosaminyltransferase-like. The record is from RefSeq and is a predicted model, not a curated record. Gene Ontology annotation, cellular component: membrane. Gene Ontology annotation, molecular function: beta-1,3-galactosyl-O-glycosyl-glycoprotein beta-1,6-N-acetylglucosaminyltransferase activity. NCBI's taxonomy places the organism in Eukaryota, Metazoa, Chordata, Actinopteri, Cichliformes, Cichlidae.